This is a messenger RNA of Pteropus alecto (black flying fox), 833 nucleotides long. It is a transcript of the gene TAGLN2, whose product is annotated as transgelin 2. Bases 168 to 767 code for a protein of 199 amino acids. The transcript is spliced from 5 exons. The record is from RefSeq and is a predicted model, not a curated record. Gene Ontology annotation, molecular function: protein binding. Lineage: Eukaryota; Metazoa; Chordata; Mammalia; Chiroptera; Pteropodidae.
UUUAAACCUUGGCGGCUCUCGCCCCGCCCUCGGUCCACCCCGUCCGAGGCGGGAGCGGCUGAAAACCUCCAGCCCGGCCCGAGCGCACCACUUGCCUUGCAGCCCCGCCAGGAGUUCGCGCUCUCUGCACUACCCUACGUUCCCCACAGCCACCACCACCCUUCAGAAUGGCCAACAGGGGACCUGCUUAUGGUCUGAGUCGGGAGGUGCAGCAGAAGAUUGAGAAGCAGUAUGAUGCAGACCUGGAGCAGAUCCUGAUCCAGUGGAUUACAGCCCAGUGCCGCAAGGAUGUGGGCCGGCCCCAGCCUGGGCGUGAGAACUUCCAGAACUGGCUCAAGGAUGGCACGGUGCUGUGUGAGCUCAUUAAUGGACUAUACCCUGAGGGGCAGGCCCCAGUGAAGAAGAUCCAGGCCUCCACCAUGGCCUUCAAGCAGAUGGAGCAGAUCUCUCAGUUCCUGCAAGCAGCUGAGCGCUAUGGCAUCAACACCACAGACAUCUUCCAGACUGUGGACCUGUGGGAAGGAAAGAACAUGGCCUGUGUGCAGCGGACACUGAUGAACCUGGGUGGGCUGGCAGUGGCCCGGGACGAUGGGCUUUUCUCUGGGGAUCCCAACUGGUUUCCUAAGAAGUCCAAGGAGAACCCUCGGAACUUCUCGGACAACCAGCUGCAAGAGGGCAAGAACGUGAUUGGGCUGCAGAUGGGCACCAAUCGUGGGGCAUCUCAGGCAGGCAUGACCGGCUAUGGGAUGCCACGCCAGAUCCUCUGAUCCAUCUCCAGCUCUUGCAUCUACUCUCCCGUGGAUGGUUAAUAUAUAUAGAUAGAUAGAUAGAUA